UGCAGACUGCUUGCUAAGUUGAUUUGCUCAAUUUGCUGCUUGCUAGCCUUCUACAGUGCUCCGGCUGCUUGCCUGGUUGCUUGGCUUUGGCUAGUUGGCUUAGUUGCUCGCGUAGUUGCGUUGGCCGCGUUGCUGCUUGCAGUUUCUGCUUGCUUUGUUGCUUGCUAUUUGCAAAUUUAGCUGCCCUGCAGUUGCAAAUUGCAAUAGAUUCAAGCUCAGCAAGGUCGGCAAAAAGAAAGGCUCUAGAAAGAGGUAGUUGUGUUAUGUGUAACAAUAUUGUCUAUACAUUUUUUUAUUAAAUUUAGCUCUUUAUUUUAAUGCUAAUGUAUGCUUGCUCUUUGUUUGACAACUUAUAUUUGGUUAAGUUACUGAUUUGACAUAUAAUCUACAAGGAAUUCUUCAUCUAAGGUACUUCUUAAUAAUGUUUUUAUACUAAAUUUUGUUUUACUGCAAGAUAUAUUUUUGUCAUUGCCAUACCUUAUUUUUAGGUCGUGCUCCGCCACUGGGGAGGGAGGUGGUGGGGAAUGGUGGCGGCGACGCUCCGGUGGGUGCUGCAGCUGCACCGGGACGUACCGCGGGCAGCACGGUUCUACUCGGAGGGUCUCGACUUCAGUGUAAACGUCUGCACGCUCCGCUGGGCCGAGCUGCAGUCGGGGCCGCUCAAGCUCGCACUCAUGCACACCAACGACAGUAAUCUUGCAUCGCAGAGAGUCUAUUCUUCAAUGCUCUCCUUCACUGUACCAGACAUAAACAGUGCCGUAUCGAAGCUAAUGGCAUUGGGAGCCGAGUUGGAUGGGCCAAUCAAGUAUGAGAUCCAUGGAAAAGUUGCAGCACUGCGAUGCAUCGAUGGGCACAUGCUAGGCCUGUACGAGCCAGCUUGAAGAACUCGUGUCACAACGAAAGUAUUGAGAAGUUCCAUUAACCACUCACUGAAGACUGAUGUGUAUGUCCGGCAAAAGAUCUUUCCGCGUAAGACAACUUACUGGGUCUGGUGUGCAUGAAGUGGCAGAACUCCUUUUGUUAGCAAAAUCACGAGAGACACGGUGGAUGGUUUGCAGUCUACCAUUCUCUUCCUCGUGCUGCUGGUUAUGAUACACAUUUUUCUCGAACUGAAUGUGCCUAGCAGGUCGUCGUGGUAAGCUGAAGCCAGGUUUCAGUGGUCCUGCUCGGUCAUGGCCUUGCUUCAUGGCAUUGUGCCAGUACAUCUAAUUCAAGUUUCAGUUGUAGUUUGACUGACAUUACAUGUGUGCGUAGUUUCAAUUUGCAAUUCAAGUGCAGGAGUGCUCUGCCCCUGAUCAUCCAUGUAAUUGAAAUUCUUCUGUAAGCAUUUGUUCUGACAGUAUAAUUGUGGACCAUAAAGUUGCUGUUAACUUGUGUGUA
This is a messenger RNA of Zea mays, 1380 nucleotides long. RefSeq lists its product as uncharacterized. Lineage: Eukaryota; Viridiplantae; Streptophyta; Magnoliopsida; Poales; Poaceae. The transcript is spliced from 3 exons. The record is from RefSeq and is a predicted model, not a curated record. Bases 525 to 881 code for a protein of 118 amino acids.